This is a messenger RNA of Purpureocillium lilacinum, 963 nucleotides long. RefSeq lists its product as uncharacterized. The record is from RefSeq and is a predicted model, not a curated record. Lineage: Eukaryota; Fungi; Ascomycota; Sordariomycetes; Hypocreales; Ophiocordycipitaceae.
AUGAAGACCGGUUCACUCUUUGUCAAGGCCGCCGUCAUGGCCACCCUGUCCCUGGGCCACUGCCAGUCCUACGCGCCCGUCUACCCGCGCGACACCGCCGCGACCGCUGUGCGCCCCGUCCUCGACGCGGCCACGUACAACUACACCGUCUUCGAAGGCGGUGUCUUCCGCGUCCUGUCCGAGCAGGCCGCGCAGGGACUCUGCGACGACCACGACACGGACGCCAACCCCCCGGACCCGCUCCCGCCGCGCUCGACGGAGCUCGACAAGAUGUGGCAGCCGUCGAUGGACUUCGACACCGACAGCUGCUACAACGUGCCCGCCAUCGGACCCAACGGGCACAUCGACCGUGGCCGCUCGCGCCACGAGUCCAACACCGAGGGCUGCCGCGACGAGUACGACCUGGACCACUCCAACGUCUACAGUCGCCAGCGCUGCAACAACGGCUGGUGCGCCUACCUGUACGACUACUUCUUCGAGAAGGACAUCGGUGACCGCAUCUGCAUCGGCCACCAGUACGACUGGGAGCACGUGGUCGUGUGGACCAAGGACGGCAAGCCGCGCUUCGGCGCCGUGAGCCAGCAUGGUGGCUGGGACGCCCGCCUGUGGCAGGACAUCCCCCUCGACGGGGAGACGCACGUCAAGGCCGUGUACAACAAGGACGGGCUCAUCGGCACGCAUUACAUGCGCUGGAGCAAGGGCGCCACCGACGAGCCUCCCGAGAACCACAAGGGCGUCUGGUGGCGCAGCGACCUCAUCUCGUGGAACGGCUUCCCGGACCAGGAGCUGCGCGACAACCUCACCGCGUACGACUUUGGUGACGCGACCAUGGCCAUCCGCGACGACCAGUUCGCCUGGCAGCUCGAGCGCUCCGUGUCCGGCAUCAAGAGCAAGCUGGGCGACUUUGUCUUUGACUUUAACAAGGACGACGGAUCGCCUGGCGUGCCGGCCACGUCCUCAUAG